Molecule: messenger RNA, 789 nt
Organism: Cylicocyclus nassatus
Lineage: Eukaryota; Metazoa; Nematoda; Chromadorea; Rhabditida; Strongylidae
Source: the annotation of a GenBank genome assembly
UAUUACAGAAGCUUCUACAUCAGUUAUGCAAAGAACACUCUACCCAACAUGUACUGGUACCUCCGUCAUCGCUCUACAGUACGAUAGAGGAGUUGUGGUAAUGACUGAUCGUGUAGUGUCCUAUGGAAAAACAGCUCGAUACAAGAAUGUUUCACGUCAGUACAAAGUGAAUAACAGUAUCAUAGUCGCGUUUGGAGGUGAUCACGCUGACUUCCAGUGGCUACAGAAUGUCAUCGAACGACAGGUUCUUUCGUGGAAGAUGAUUGGCCAAGACCUUUCCCCCAAAGCUUUGCACGGAUAUUUGACAAGCCUUAUGUAUGCUCGGCGCACAAGGAUGAAUCCAUUAUGGAACACGCUUAUUGUAGCAGGUAUAGAGGAUGAAGAGAAAAACAACAAGGAGACAAGCGCUCCAUUCAUUGGUGUCAUCACUCAAAAGGGAGUUGCUUACCAAACGAAACACGUUGCUACCGGCAUCGCUGCUAUGCUGCUCAAUCAAGUCGUUGAGGAUGAAUGGAGAAAGAAGGGAGAUAAACUAAGCCGUGCUGAGGCAGAAGCCGUGCUUCGUAAAACGCUUGAACUUACUGUUUAUCAUGACUGUACCGCGGAUAAUGAUUUCGAAUUGGGAGUCGUUGAUGCAGAUGAAGGUGUCGUUCUGGGCAAACAGGAAACCAUCAUUGGUGACUGGAGUAUUGCAGAAACCAACUGUCAGUACGAGUGAAUUGUUGCGUUGGAUGAUCGACUUUUGAUCUAUUUAACAGUCUUGUAAACGUACAGUUUGUUGUAAGUAAG